GGCAUGAAGGCCAAGCGAGGAAUCGUAUAAAGCCAGCGACUCAUGAAAGCCAGACAUUCGAUCGUGACAGACGUCAGACGAAAGCUCGACGACAUAAAAUCGCCAUGGCUCGUGCACUGGUUCUACUCCUUCUCGUCGUAGCUAUUGCCUACAGCACUCUUGCACAUCCAGAGGCCAGUCACAAGUGUGGUCCCAAUGAAGAGUUCAAACAGUGCGGAUCUCCGUGUGUGGAUACCUGUGAAAAACCAGCAUCACCUAUCUGUACUCUGAGAUGCGAGGUCGGUUGCCAGUGUAAACCAGGCUACGUGAGAAACAGACAGAACCAGUGUGUUCUUACUCGCGAAUGUUAAAUUCCCACGACAAGCUGAUAUUGACAAUUGCAUUGGUAAAAAGGAAAAUCUUCAUUCUCCUGCGGACAGGUGUAAUUUAUUGUACCGCAACUUACAUUCAGUGAUACCUACUGAGUAAUUGUAAUAGUUUUUAUCACUUACGUUAAGUCUGGUCAUGUUUCUAAUAAAACACA
Messenger RNA from Frieseomelitta varia, 523 nucleotides. RefSeq names its product chymotrypsin inhibitor-like. NCBI's taxonomy places the organism in Eukaryota, Metazoa, Arthropoda, Insecta, Hymenoptera, Apidae. The transcript has 3 exons. The record is from RefSeq and is a predicted model, not a curated record. Bases 105 to 350 code for a protein of 81 amino acids.